CUCCCAGCUUCACACCACCACCUUUCCUGCUAAUUUUGAGUCUUCUCGGUGUCUACACCUUUAUCUGGAAAAUGUCCUCGGACGUAGGAUCCUCGCCACCGCCUGUUUUCGACGCAAUGUCAGAACCUCCAAAUAGUACUGCUCCGUCGAGCCCACCCGCCGACAACGUUGUAGGCCUCGACCAGGAAGAGGGUAAUUCCUCGCCGCUGUUUGGAUUAGACGAUGAUGUGGAAAAGCGUUAUGCGCGGCUAAAUUGUGUAUUGGAGAAAUCGAAGACCUACUCGAAUAUACUGAAGGAAGCCAUGGAAAGUCAACGCGCACAGCGUGCUCAGGCGUCAAAUCAGGACACGAUUUCAUCCCCUAAACCAACCCCCAAAUCCAAAGGCACGAGAUCAAGGAAAACAAGGAAACGUGUUAUUGUAGAAGAUAGCGAUGAGGAAGAAGGCGAACAUGUUGCGAAGCGCUCAAAAGCGUCGCACCAGGUUUCAGAAGCUCCUCCCACCGCUGAAGGAACAACAAUAUUCACUCAACCUGAUUCGAUUACUGGUGCUACACUGAAGGAUUACCAGCUGGAAGGAUUGCAGUGGAUGGUAUCCUUACACCAAAGUGGAGUCUCUGGUAUACUAGCUGACGAAAUGGGACUUGGAAAGACUCUCCAAACCAUAGCGUUUACAGCCUAUCUCCGCGAAAUAAACCCUCAUCCCGACCCCAUUCUCAUCGUAUGCCCGUUGAGUGUACUCCACAGCUGGAACGAAGAGUACAGAAAAUUCGCUCCUAGCAUCCCUGUGUUGAUGUAUCAUGGGACUCCCGAAGAGCGUGCUGAGUCUCGCAAAACCCGUAUGAGACGUCUACCUCCGAAACACAGACCAGUCAAAGACCAAAUACCACCGUCCGCAGUCACAAGAACUAAAGGUAAAGGUAAAGGUCAGACCUCACGCAAACAGGGAGGAAAUCGCCGAACUGGGCGAGGUAAGGGCAAGAGAAAAGGAAGAGAGUUCGAAGAAGAAUCGAUAGUUGAUGAAGAAGACGAGAAAGCGGUUCUAGAAGCAUACAGGAACUUUCCCAUUGUGGUCACUACGUAUGAAAUGAUCAUUCGGGAUCGUGCUCAUCUAGCGGAUCAUAAUUGGGGAUACAUCGUUGUGGACGAGGGACAUCGGCUCAAGAACCUUGAUUGUAGAUUGAUGCAAGAGAUUAAGAAGUAUCAGUCCGCUUGCCGGAUGAUCUUGACAGGCACUCCGUUGCAUAACAAUCUUGCUGAACUAUGGGCCUUGAUGAACUUUGUACUUCCCGACAUCUUCGACGAUCUCAAUUCAUUUCAGGACUGGUUCAAUCUCCCUGAAAUGCGCUUGACAUUGGGCACCAAACGAACCGACGAACUCGUCUAUUCUCUCCAUGCGAUUUUGAAACCCUUCAUUCUUCGACGUCUCAAAGCUGACGUUGAAUCGAACCUCCCUCCAAAGAAGGAGUACGUUUUGUAUGCUCCUCUUAGUGUUGCUCAGCGAGAUGCGUAUGAUAAGGUGCUUGAUGGGACGCUUCGUUCUUACCUGAUGAAGGGGGCUCAGGAAAAGGCCUCUGCACCUCCCGAGGAAAAGAUGGCAGUCGACAACGAUGCACCUCGAAGGUUGAGGAAACGAAAUAUUUCACAAGCGAAACGAGCCUAUGCAGUUGACGGGGACGAUGAUGAAUACUUUGAGAAGUUGGCAAAGGGGGAGCUGGACUCAGUAGUUGACAGGAGCCUUGACACAAAGUCCGAGUCGUAUCAGCAACAGGUUGUUCGCAAGAAAGUCAACAACAUGAAAUUGCAAAACACCGUGAUGCAGCUCCGCAAAGUAUGCUCACACCCGUUCCUUUUCGACUGGCCUGUCGAUGCAAAGUCCAGUCAACCCAUUUUGAACGAUGAGCUCGUCGCAGCCAGUGGGAAAAUGAUGGUGCUAGACCGGCUGUUGAGCGAAUUGUUCCGUCGGAAACACAAGGUUUUGCUGUUUAGUCAAUUUACUACGAUGCUUGAUAUCAUAGAGGACUGGGCUGUCGAACUGAAGGGCUGGAGAAUAUGCCGUAUAGAUGGUUCGACGUCAGUUAUAGACCGUAGGAAUCAGAUGGACGAGUUCCAGAAUGGCGGCGACAAUCCCGAUGCUCCUCAGCUAUUCUUGUUGAGCACAAGAGCUGGUGGUCUAGGCAUUACUCUGACUGCGGCAGAUACUGUUGUGUUCUACGACCAGGAUUGGAACCCUCAAAUGGACGCCCAAGCACAAGACCGAGCCCACCGAAUCGGUCAAACCAAACCCGUCUUGAUCUUCCGACUCGUGAGCGCACACACUAUCGAGACGAAAAUCAUGCAACGAGCGACAGAGAAACGACAAUUAGAAGCCCUCGUCAUCGCCAAGGGUAAAUUCAAAAUGCCUACUGCCGCUCCCACGCGGGGCAAAGAAACGAUGGCGGAGAUGGCUGCGGCGUUACUUCGACUCGAGGGCGAAAAGAUUGAUGUCGUACCCAACACGUCGGAGGGGAAAGCGAAUGUGAUUAGCAACCAGGACUUGGAUAUGUUGUUGGAUCGGAGUCCUGAGGUGUUCGUUGACAGAGUCAAAGGGUGGACGUCGGCUGUCAGUGGAGAAAUUGUUAAUGACGACUCUGAGGCGGGUCCGAAGGCUGCGUUUGCGGUCUAUGAAGCUCCUACGGACCAAGGCAACGAUGCGUUAGCGAGGAUGUUGGGCGAGAGUGAUGAUGAUUGAAGAUGUACGGCUGUCAUACAUGACAUCCUGGCGGGGGUUACUUGGAGAGUCUGGUUUUGAUAUUACACGUAAUCUACUAGUAGUAUUCCAUAGUCCAUACACUGUACAGCAGUCGACUCCAUAGGAGAGGCUAGUUUUCGGAAGAUGAUACGUAGGGCGGCAGUGUACAGAGUUCAGAGCGAGUUGACAUAAGAAUUAGGAGACCUAUGUUAAAACCUCGCAACACAGGCUCCGGGAG
Molecule: messenger RNA, 2967 nt
Organism: Marasmius oreades (fairy-ring Marasmius)
Lineage: Eukaryota; Fungi; Basidiomycota; Agaricomycetes; Agaricales; Marasmiaceae
Exons: 11
Coding region: 72-2729 (885 amino acids)
Cellular component (GO): nucleus
Molecular function (GO): ATP binding; DNA binding; ATP-dependent chromatin remodeler activity
Source: RefSeq, a predicted model, not a curated record